Molecule: messenger RNA, 420 nt
Organism: Rhododendron vialii
Lineage: Eukaryota; Viridiplantae; Streptophyta; Magnoliopsida; Ericales; Ericaceae
Product: NAC domain-containing protein 41-like
Exons: 1
Coding region: 1-420 (139 amino acids)
Biological process (GO): system development; regulation of DNA-templated transcription
Molecular function (GO): DNA binding
Source: RefSeq, a predicted model, not a curated record
AUGACGACUGUUCCAAGUGGCUAUUUCUUCAGGCCUACAGAUAAACAACUUCUCGAAGACUAUCUCAGGAGGAAGUCUGAGGGCGAAUCCCUGCCCUGUGACGUCGUUAUCGAGCGUGAGAUGUACAGGGCCGGCAACAAAGCCCCGUGGCAGAUUUUUACCGACGAUGAUCCAUGGGAGAUAUGCAAAACCGUGGACAAAAAGACAGAUAAGUUGAAGACAGAAGGUACCAUUUAUGUCUUCACGACCUUGAUCAAGGCCAGUGAGAAUAGCGACAGGAUUGCUAGAACAGCCGGUUGUGGCUCAUGGCACGGAGAGACCGCUCUUGAGCCAGUAUUGGACAAGAAAGGUUGUGUGAUGGGCAACAAGAGGAUGCUCUGCUUUCAGAUUACAGACGAGAGCCUGAAGGAAUGCCACUAG